AUCAAAGUGAAUAUUGUGAAGAGAAAAAUAACAAUAACAACAACAACAACAACAACAACUACUACUACUACUACUACUACUACUACUGUGAAUACCGUGAACUUAGAGAAAAACAAGAAAAGCAGAAAAAAAACCCUAUCACUAUUACUGCUAUUAUCAUUUACUUAUUCAUUCAUUUAUCAUUAUCGAACGUGACAUGAGGAGUUCCAACAUGGCGUCUUCCCUCCUUCACCUCCUGCUCGUCUAUUUAUUAAUCUCCACCAGUGACACAACACAAGAUAGAGACAAAGGCGAUACAGAGAGACUAGCUGGAGAUAAAGUGAGAGAAAGAGAUGGAGAAGCAGGAGGGAGGAAAUAUAGAAAUUAAAGCAAAGGCAGGAACUCUAGAUAUUGAAGUGAGUGCGCCGCCAUAUUACCCUGCUCAGAAUGCAACAGCUCCUCCUUCUGUUCCUCCGGGGCUUGGGAUGGAUGGAGGAAAGGAGGAAGGACGAGAGAGAAGCCCUAACCCCGCGAAGGAAGAGGAGGAAGAUGUGGAGGAAGAGAAAAACAAAAUCCCUGCAAAUCUCAACAAAACUUUCGUAUAUUCAUCAAAAAACUCAACAAAACCUAAGAUAUACUUCUGCGGGACGCCAGAUCUCGAUGAAACGAUGAGGGAAGAUGAAAAACAAGCCACAAACCACACCAGACGGCGGAGAUACACGUUACAAGGCAAUCAGUGGGAUAAAUUAGAACUAACAUGGACCCUGCGCACCCCAAGCCGCCACACGACCCGUCUUGACACAGGGACGAUUCGCCAGCAGAUAACAGCCGCUACAUUGCUAUGGCAGAAGAAAUCAGCCUUAAGAUUCAUUGAGGUGCACAAGGAGGCGGAGAAUAUCGACAUAUACGUUGAUUUUGUGGUAAGAGAGCACGGAGACUCCUAUUCUUUUGAUGGGAAAGGAUCAACAUUAGCGCACGCCUUCUACCCAGGGAUCGGGAGAGGAGGUGACAUGCAUUUCGAUGACGAGGACAACUUCGUUCACCAUCACCAGAGAGAGAAGGGAGUCAGUCUCCUUAUCACCGCCGCCCAUGAACUAGGACACUCUCUCGGUCUCAGUCACUCGGACGUGAACACUGCUCUGAUGGCACCAUUCUAUCAAGACUUAGCAGACGAUUUUGAGUUACCAAAGGACGAUGAGAAAGCAAUCCAAGCUCUCUACGGUGCCCCAGAGGAAGACCGACAAUCACCCAUACCCACCCACGCGCCCAGGACAACCACCACCACCACACGCCCACCUAGACCACCCCCACGCCCUCCUAUACGCACCACCACCACCACACGCCCACCCAGACCACCUCCACGCCCACCUAGACCACCCCCACGCCCUCCUAUACGUACCACCACCACCACACGCCCACCCAGACCAUCCCCACGCCCUCCUAGACCCCACCCUCGUCCUAGUACCACCCAACGACCUCCAGUCACAACGCCACGACCGCCUACGGAAGGUAUAUGCCGCCCGUCUAAGCCAAGCCACCCAACACAGCCAGAUAUUUGCUUCAGUGACAUAGAUGCGGUGACAAACUUCAGAGACGAGCUUUUUUUCUUCAAAGGGGAAUAUUAUUGGCGUCUAGAUAGGAAGGGAAGGCCAUACUGGAAUGAAUAUCCUGAGAAAAUAGCUUUACGUUUCCCGCCACUGAGGAAAGUAGACGCCGCGUUUGUCAACCCGGACGGAUAUCUUAUCUUAUUCCAAGGACAAGAAUUUUUCAUCCUUGGCUACCGUCUAGAGGUCAUACGCAGAGGUUAUUUAUCUAAUUUAAACAUCAACGCGACUCAUCUGAACGCCGCUAUGCUAUGGGGCCAUAAUGGGAGGGCCUAUGCCUUCAGCGAGGACAGAUAUUGGCGAUUAAAUAAGACCGGAGUGGCUGAUAUUGACUAUCCAAGAGACAUUGCAACAUGGCGUGGGGUUCCUAAAAAUAUAUCCGCUGUUUUUACGUUAGGGUAUAAAACUUUCUUCCUAUCAGGGCUCAUGUAUUGGAUAUAUGAUAAUAAAGCAAUGAGAGCACAGCAGACGCCAUUGGUAACAGCUGCACACUGGCUAACCUGCCCAGAAUACACGGGACAAACAUUAAUCAAGUGUUUUUCAGGACAGAAUAACCAACGGGUACCGAAUGUCUUCCUCCUCCUCCUCCUCCUCCUCCUCCUCCUCCUCCUCCUCUUUUGACUUUUUUCAUUUUAAAAGCCACAAAAGAAAGGAAAGAAGGAGGAAAUGAUGUUGAUAGGAAGAAAAAUGUA
Portunus trituberculatus (swimming crab) is the source of this 2275-nucleotide messenger RNA. Its product is annotated as stromelysin-3-like. Lineage: Eukaryota; Metazoa; Arthropoda; Malacostraca; Decapoda; Portunidae. The transcript has 2 exons. Gene Ontology annotation, biological process: proteolysis; collagen catabolic process; extracellular matrix organization. The coding region runs from base 333 to 2204 and encodes 623 amino acids. Gene Ontology annotation, molecular function: zinc ion binding; metalloendopeptidase activity. Gene Ontology annotation, cellular component: extracellular matrix. The record is from RefSeq and is a predicted model, not a curated record.